AUGGCGCAGCGUCUUGCCGAGACGCUCGGUCAGUCGGUCGUCAUCGAGAACAAGCCGGGCGCCACUGGCAUGAUCGGCGCUGCAAGCGUCGCGAAAAGCCCGGCCGAUGGCUACACAGUCCUGUUCGGCGCGGCGAGCGAGAUGGCGAUCAACGCCAGCCUCUUCAGGAACAUGACCUACGACCCGCGCACCGACUUCGAGCCGGUGAUGCUGGUCGCCACUUUUCCCCUGGUGUUCGUCUCGGCGGCCUCGUCGUCGCGAUCCCUCAAGGACCUGAUCGAGGUCGCGCGCGCCAAGCCGGAUGCGGUCAGCUACGGCUCGAUCGGCAGCGGCAGUCCGCAGCACUUGGCGGCCGAACUCCUGUCCAGCAUGGCAAAGGCGAAACGCCGCUGCACUUCGAAUACUCGACGACCUCGGGUGUGCCCGACGCCUGAGGCCGGUCGCGUGGUCGAUCUCUGUGCCGAUUCCGAACUCGGCUAUCUGAAGAACCGGACGCGGUUCGCGCCCGGAGAGACGCUCCUUCUGGACGAGGCCUAUCGCCUCGCGCACCUGCCCCUGAUCGCGCCGGAUCAUCCCGACGUCCUCCGGUCACGGCCCGACACCGCCUAUCGCAUGGGGCGGCACGACCGCAUCUUCUCGCUGGUGCUGCCGGUUCCUCCGGAUGCACUCGAA
Molecule: messenger RNA, 672 nt
Organism: Ostertagia ostertagi
Lineage: Eukaryota; Metazoa; Nematoda; Chromadorea; Rhabditida; Trichostrongylidae
Source: the annotation of a GenBank genome assembly